AUGCGGCAUACAGUUACCAUUCCAACUCCUCCAGUUCGCAACCAUAUGCUGCUACGCAAUCUCAGCCACGCUCGAUGCGCCCACCGGGCCCACCAGGCCAGGGAAAUGGACGACCUCCAGGCCCUGGAUACGAUGAUCGGCGUGGCUACCCUCCUGGCGGAAGACCACCGCCGCAAUCGCGGUCAAGAACACCUGGUGGACGCCCACCCCCAGGCGGUACCUUCGAUAAUCCCUUUCCCUCCUUUCCAAAUCGAGACCCAAGAGAUCCGAGGGCGCCCAGAGACCCGCGAGACCCGCGAGACCCUAGAGGCCCUAGGGAUCCUAGAGACCCUAGGGGCCCUAGAGACCCUAGAGACCCGAGGGAUCGGCGCGGUCCGCCACCACGAGGGCUAG
Molecule: messenger RNA, 393 nt
Organism: Penicillium samsonianum
Lineage: Eukaryota; Fungi; Ascomycota; Eurotiomycetes; Eurotiales; Aspergillaceae
Exons: 2
Coding region: 1-393 (130 amino acids)
Source: RefSeq, a predicted model, not a curated record